UGCUGGUUAAUUUCUUAGACAAUUCGGCCCAAACGUCUCACGGAGCAAUAGAAUUUUUAUUUUGAGUUGAAAAUUCUCAAUUUUCACACAUCCAAACAUGUCCCUUUCGCUGGUCCUGCGUGGCGCUGCCCGUUGCAAUGCCGCAAAUCUUGUUAAGGCGGCCCGGAUCACGCCCCUGAAGAGUUACUCCACCUUGGUGGCCAAUGCCCAGCGAAAGGCUGUGGUUCAGCCCCUGGCUGUGGCCAAGAUUGCUGCGCCAACUGUGCGCGAAAUCUCCGUGAGUGCACCGCGCAUGGCCGCUGCCGGAUCGAGUCACACCCUCCUGUGGACCGUGGAGCGCGUGGUGUCCGCCGGUUUGCUUGCUGUGAUCCCAGCUGCUUUCAUCGCACCAUCCCAGGUUUUGGAUGCUCUCCUGGCCGUCUCCGUCGUCAUCCACACCCAUUGGGGCGUUGAGGCCAUGGUGGUGGACUACAUGCGACCCUCGGUUGUGGGCAACGUUCUGCCCAAAGUGGCUCACAUUGCGCUGAUCAUCAUUUCGGUGGCCACACUGGGCGGUCUUUUCUACUACAUCCAGAACGACGUUGGCCUGGCCAAUGGUAUUAAACGCUUCUGGGCCAUCAAGGGAAAGGAUGCCGAGAAGAAGGCUUAAGCGUCGAGAGCAAGCAGUUGACGAACCACGAAACACCAGUUAUUUAUUCAUAGUUUCGCGAUAAGCAGUAAAUAAACAAUUGUAUAAAGUA
Messenger RNA from Drosophila ficusphila, 740 nucleotides. It is a transcript of the gene SdhD, whose product is annotated as succinate dehydrogenase [ubiquinone] cytochrome b small subunit, mitochondrial. Gene Ontology annotation, biological process: tricarboxylic acid cycle; mitochondrial electron transport, succinate to ubiquinone. Gene Ontology annotation, cellular component: membrane; mitochondrial envelope. Bases 98 to 649 code for a protein of 183 amino acids. Lineage: Eukaryota; Metazoa; Arthropoda; Insecta; Diptera; Drosophilidae. Gene Ontology annotation, molecular function: ubiquinone binding; heme binding. The record is from RefSeq and is a predicted model, not a curated record. The transcript is spliced from 4 exons.